Messenger RNA from Balaenoptera ricei (Rice's whale), 3453 nucleotides. It is a transcript of the gene DCAF17, whose product is annotated as DDB1 and CUL4 associated factor 17. The transcript has 14 exons. Gene Ontology annotation, biological process: protein ubiquitination. NCBI's taxonomy places the organism in Eukaryota, Metazoa, Chordata, Mammalia, Artiodactyla, Balaenopteridae. Bases 223 to 1812 code for a protein of 529 amino acids. The record is from RefSeq and is a predicted model, not a curated record. Gene Ontology annotation, cellular component: Cul4-RING E3 ubiquitin ligase complex.
AGUUUCUUUUCCUUCCCAAUUGCCCGCUCUCGGGCGACGCCGGCUCUGCCUUCCUUCGUCCCACUGCCGUGCUCCCCCGGCCCGGCUCCAGGUGUCAGCUUUUCCUGGCCCCCUCGGGGAGUUGGGGCCUGGAGGUUCGAAGGUAGCGGCCGUUGCUCGGUGCCGGAGUGAGAGGCGCACCCCUCUUGAGCCCUGCCAACUCCGCCACCGGCCCGCACCUCCAUGGGCCCAAGCCAGAAGCCCAACGUGUGCCGCAGGCUGAGUCGCCGGGCGCUGGGCUUCUUCUCUCGGGAUGCGGGCGUGGUGCAGAGGACGAACCUGGGUAUCCUGCGGGCGCUGGUGUGCCAGGAAAGUACUAAGUUUAAGAAUGUUUGGACAACUCAUUCCAAGUCACCAAUAGCCUAUGAGAGAGGAAGAAUAUAUUUUGACAACUAUCGGUGCUGUGUCAGCAGUGUUGCAUCAGAGCCAAGAAAACUUUAUGAAAUGCCAAAAUGUUCCAAAUCAGAAAAAAUAGAGGAUGCUUUAUUAUGGGAAUGCCCAGUGGGAGAAAUGCUUCCCAAUACAUCAGAUUAUAAAUCCUCACUCAUAGCACUGACUGCUCAUAAUUGGCUACUUCGUAUAUCAGCAACUACAGGAAAAGUCCUUGAGAAAAUAUAUCUUGCUUCAUAUUGCAAAUUCAGAUACUUGAGCUGGGACACUCCUCAAGAAGUCAUUGCAGUCAAGUCAGCUCAGAACAAAGGCUCAGCAUUGGCCCAGCAGGCAGGCAUUCAGCAACCUGUUUUGCUGUACCUUGCAGUGUUCCAUGUGCUACCUUUUUCACUCAUAGGGAUUCUGGAGAUCAACAAAAAGAUUUUCGGGAGCGUAACAGAUGCCACCUUGUCUCAUGGAAUACUGAUUGUGAUGUACAGCUCGGGACUGGUCAGACUUUAUAGCUUCCAAGCCAUCACUGAACAGUUCAUGCAACAGAAACUUGACUUAGGGUGUGCAUGCAGAUGGGGUGGGACUACUGGAACUGUAGGAGAGGCUCCUUUUGGCAUUCCUUGUAAUAUUAAAAUCACAGAUACACCACCACUGCUCUUUGAGGUGUCCUCCCUGGAGAAUGCUUUUCAGAUUGGAGGCCAUCCUUGGCACUACAUCAUCACACCUAAUAAGAAGAAACAAAAAGGAGUUUUCCAUAUUUGUGCCCUAAAGGACAAUUCCUUGGCAAAAAACGGGGUCCAAGAAAUGGAGUGUUGUUCUCUAGAAUCUGACUGGAUCUAUUUCCAUCCUGAUACUUCUGGUAGAAUAAUACAUGUUGGCCCAAAUCAGGUCAAAGUUUUAAAGCUAAGUGAAGUAGAAAAUAAUAGUGCCCAGCAUCAGAUCUCUGAAGAUUUUGUCAUUUUGGCCAACAGGGAGAAGAACAAAAAUGAAAACUUACCCACUGUUACAGCUUCUGGACGGGUGGUAAAAAAAAGCUUUAACCUUCUGGAUGAUGACCCAGAACAAGAGACUUUCAAAAUUGUGGACUAUGAAGAUGAGUUGGAUUUGCUUUCUGUGGUAGCUGUUACUCAAAUAGAUGCUGAAGGAAAAGCUCACCUGGAUUUCCACUGUAAUGAAUAUGGAACUUUACUUAAAAGCAUUCCACUCGUGGAGUCAUGGGAUGUGACAUAUAGCCACGAAGUUUACUUUGACAGAGACUUGGUACUACACAUAGAACAAAAACCCAGCAGGGUCUUCAGCUGCUAUGUUUACCAGAUGGUAUGUGACCCUGGGGAAGAAGAAGAAACCACAAACAGAAGUUGUAAAAAAGAUUGCAAUAGUUUUAAAUUUUGAGAUGUAACUUCUGAGACUUCUAGCCAAACACCCCAGCAGCCAUGUCCAGUCCUCCUUUUUAUUAUCUGCAUAGCAUAUUCUCCAGUAUUUUCCAGAAAAGGUCUUGUGUUGACUUCAGAUCACUGUGACUUCUUUUUUAAACUCUUGCCAUACAGGGUGGUGAGGACUUCAUUUUAUGUAGAGAUUUUUUACAAUGACAUCCCAAGAAGUCUAGCAUUUUGCAGUUUUUAGGCGGGUGGUGAUGCAAAUAUAAAACAUUGAAGAGCAGAGAAGGAGGUUAAUUCUAAUUAUUGGGAGAGGGUCAUUGAUGAGUAGGUGUUUAACGUGGUUGUUAAAGGAUGGCCUGGGAUUUUGAUUGGUAAAACUAAGGGGGAGAGAUAAAAAGAAAGAUACAAAAGAUACAGAAAGAAAUCAAGAAAUCCUGUAUCCUCUCACCCAAACUUUAAGGAUGGAAAAUGAGAUCUAUAAUAUGAAAGCAUACUUUGAGCCAAAAAUGUGUCAUCACAGUUUAAAAAAUAUAUAUAUGUAUAUAUGUUUUGUAUUUGUAUAUAGUAUCAGGAAUUGGCUAUAGUUCCCCAAUUAUCUUUUCUUCCAUGGUUUUAUUCUCUUGGUUUGAUGUUCCCAUUGUUUUUUUUGUGUGUGUUUCUGUUAGGCUAAUGUAAAAGAUUUCAAGCAAACUGUAAGUGAAAUUUUUUUUCUCAUAUGUAGGCUGUUUAGCUGUUAAUACAUCUAAGAGUGUUGUGUUCAUUUCACUCUUCUAUUUAUUUGGUGAGUCUUCCAAUCCUGCUUAGGCAAUAUUUUCAUACGUAGGCAAUAAGAUAAAGGUAUCCUGGGUUGUACCAGCUCUGCUCCCUGUAGAAGAGUAGAUAAAGUCCCAGGAGUUCUUACUAGCUUGGAAACUGACUGGCAGCUAGGAAAAGGUUUUGGCUCUAUCUUAGCUGUGAGAUGAGUAUUUUUUCUUCUUUAUUAGAACUGACCAAAAUAUGAUCCUUGAACUCAGAUAUAAUCAUUCUUCAGAAUGUUAAAUAAAAGCAACCCAAGUAAAGGGAGGAAAAUGUUUCUUUGUGGUUCCUGUUUGAAAAAUCCAGUUGCUUGCAAUACACAUGUUUAGCACAUUUCUCUGAUUCAGGCUCAAAAGAAUAACUAGUAAAAAUAGAAGGGGAGGAGACAGCAGUAAAAAUCAUUGCUGAUUCAAAUUUAAAAUUAAAAUAUGGGAUUUUAGCUUGGAUGAUUUACAUCAAAAUCCUCCAGUUUUUCCUUCAGUUUUGGCCUGAUCCCAUGUUAAGAACAAUGUGAAUUCUGCCCUGUUCUGCCCUUAAAGUUUGCGGAUAAAUUUCAAGCUAAUUAUGAUCAACAGGGCUGGUGAGAGAAAGGCGUUAGCUAUUCCAAAAGUCUAGAAAUUAGUAGCAGAGUCCAUAAAUUAAAAAAAAAUAAAGGGAACAAACCUAAAACUGUCUUUUGUGCAAGAGAAAAGAAGAUUGCUAACAUUUCAGAAUAAGGGAAAAUAUUUAUAUGUUGGCUAAAAAUAAAUCUUUCCGAAUCUGCACUUAUGUAUAAUAACCACUUGGGAAAGUAAAAGUGAUUACCUCAUGAGCAAGAUGAUAAAACUGUCUUUGUAUAUUAAAUUCUAAUACUUUUAUA